UCUUCUUACAUUAGAUCUGUGUGGACACAUAUUAUAUCUACCAAAAUGAAUUUUUAUUCUAUGGGCAUCCUUUGUGGUGCCCUAUGUUUUCUUACUGGCUUAAAUGCUGAAGAAGCAGCAACUAUGUGCAGCAAUACCCACGUCGAAUCCACUAUGACGGAUGUUAAACAAAAACUCGAAACAUUAUACGAGAGACCAGAAAACGAGACAGAUUCUGCUAUUACCGAAUACUCAUCAUUUUUCGAUACUACUGCUCAAUCGUUAGAAGAAGCCAAGAAAACUUGCGCUGACCAAAAUAACACAAAUUUAGCAACAUUGUUGCGUCGAUUAAAGCAAUGUGCUCAAUCCUUCUCUAAACGAGGCAAAGAAGGUUGUUCUUCAAAAUGUCAGACCUUAGAAGAUCAGCAUCAAUUUAAUUAUAUCAUUCGCCAAAAAGUUGUUGAUGGUCCCAGUUUUGAGCAGGCUGUGAAAUGUGCGAGAGCAUUCUCUUCAGCAGAGCAGAAAGCGAGAUUGUAUCGAGCGCUUUCUUUAGGCGCCACUAAAUUUUCGGUUGAAAAAGGUGAAGUACUGUUCAAUACAGUUAAAGAAGCUAUUUCUGCUGGUAAAGUGCAAUUUAGCGAUAAAGAUAAAGUUUUAUUGAAAAAUACUCUAAAAACAAUAGUUGCUAAAACUUACUUAAACGCUCCAGAUAAUGCAUCCUGCUCAUGCUUAAUAGGAAAGCUUGCGGAAUAUGACAAAAAUUUGGCUUUUGAAUCAGUUGUCGAGUUAGCUCAAGUAUUCAAUAAAAGCCAUAAACAUGAAAAGGCAAUCACUUUACUUGGACGUGUACCAUGCUUGAAUGUACAACUGAGAGGAUAUGUAGCCGUUUUUGAUACCCUAGAUCAUGCUGAUGAUCCUGAGCAAGCUAAGAUUUCCUUAAUCUAUCCACUUUAUCUCGCCAUGUCGAGUCCCAAGUACAAAAAAGUUGACGAAGACGUAAAAACAAAUGUAGAAAAAAUUUAUAACGAACUACCGGAAUCAGCUCGAAAAGUUUUCGAAAAAGCAGAAACUUGUCUUGCUUAUAGUUACUUCUCGCCAUCUAAUAGUACAGCAUCUGGUAACGAGGAAACACUAUUUUUAAGAGCAGAAGAACGCGAUUAUUCAAAUUUAAAAGAGCACAAAUUUAUACCAAAGCAAGAUGGCAAAAUCAUGCAAGUGAAGCAUAAUGGAGCUAGUCAUAUAUAUUUAUAUUUGCCAGCCGAUACUGAUUUGAAAGAUUUAGAUUCAUUAUUUUCUCAUGGAGAAAAGACGCUUGGAGACUGGGAAUCUGCUACCGAUGGAUAUUUCUGUGAUUUGGAUGAAACCAAUGAAGCCAAAUCAGUUUGUAUCUCUCCUUCAGAAGAUACAACAAAAGUGAAUCAACCUGAGCUAUUAGAUGAAUUCGAAACUAAAUAUGUCAAUGAAUAUGUCGAUAAAAGAAAGGAAAAAUGCCCCAAGUAAUAAAAAUUAUAUUCUUA
Ctenocephalides felis (cat flea) is the source of this 1496-nucleotide messenger RNA. RefSeq lists its product as uncharacterized. The coding region runs from base 46 to 1479 and encodes 477 amino acids. The record is from RefSeq and is a predicted model, not a curated record. Lineage: Eukaryota; Metazoa; Arthropoda; Insecta; Siphonaptera; Pulicidae. The transcript is spliced from 2 exons.